Molecule: messenger RNA, 2380 nt
Organism: Mytilus trossulus (common blue mussel)
Lineage: Eukaryota; Metazoa; Mollusca; Bivalvia; Mytilida; Mytilidae
Product: kelch-like protein 2
Exons: 12
Coding region: 185-1924 (579 amino acids)
Molecular function (GO): protein binding
Source: RefSeq, a predicted model, not a curated record
GCACCUGCUAAUUAACGGAACCACUUCCUUUUCCGGUUCCAGGCAGAAAAUGUCAAUACACAGAUGACAGUUGGAAAAAAAGUAAUUUUUGCAGACUUCUUUUGAAAAUUAACAUAAUAACAUACUCCAUAAAAUAAACAUGGUCAUUUCGUAGUUAAAGGUUGGACCAUUUUAUGGUUACAUAAUGGCAACCAUGGAUGUACGUCCUAAGAUGUUGCAAGGUCGAGAGCGUCCUGCAUUUAAACAUAAGCAACAUACACAGAAAGCAUUUGAGGUUCUGAACCAGCUGAGAAGGGAAAGUCUGUUGUGUGAUGUUAUAUUGAUUGCAGCAGACACUGAAAUCCCUGCACAUAAAGUAGUUCUAUCAUCAUGUACUUCAUAUUUCUAUGCCAUGUUUACACAAGAUCUAGCAGAGGCAAAAGCAGAACGUAUUACGCUACAAGAAAUAGAUCCUAAAGCUCUGGUGCUUCUUAUUGACUUUAUUUAUACUUCAGAAAUUCAUGUUACAGAAGACAAUGUUCAGACAUUACUGCCUGCGGCCAAUAUAUUACAGAUGACAGAAGUUAGGGAUGCAUGUUGUGAUUUCCUACAGUCUCAACUUCACCCAUCAAACUGUUUGGGUAUACAAGCUUUCUCUGACCUACAUGCAUGUACAGACCUUAAAAACUAUGCUCAGACAUACACUGAGCAACAUUUUGUUGAUGUUGUACAUUAUGAUGAAUUUCUGUCUCUUCCAUGUGAAAGUGUAUGUAAACUGAUCUCCAGUGACAGACUAACUGUAAUAACUGAAGAACAGGUUUAUGAAGCUGUAAUUUCAUGGGUCCAGCAUGACAUAUCAAAUAGGGAACAAACUUUAUCAGAACUUUUAGAAAAUGUGCGAUUUCCAUUAAUGACACAGGACUAUCUUGUACAAAAAGUUGAAGAGGAACAAAUGAUUAAAACUAGUAGUCGUUGUAAAGACUUUCUUAUAGAGGCUAUGAAAUUUCAUCUAUUAAAAACGGAACAAAAAGCUAUAUUUAAAACACCUAGAACAUUACCAAGAACUCCUCUAGGAUUACCCAAGGUUUUAUUAGUUAUUGGAGGCCAAGCACCUAAAGCUAUUAGAAGUGUAGAAUGUUAUGACUUCAAGGAAGAAAGAUGGUUUCAAUUAGCAGAAAUGCCUUCAAGGCGAUGUCGAUGUGGUGUAGCGGUUGUGAAUGGUUUAGUCCAUGCUGUUGGUGGGUUUAAUGGUAGUUUACGAGUACGAACAGUAGAUGUUUAUGAUCCUGUUAAAGAUAUAUGGACGGCGUGUCCUAGUAUGGAAGCAAGGCGAAGUACAUUAGGCGUUUCUGUAUUAAAUGGUCUUAUAUAUGCUGUUGGUGGUUUUGAUGGGUCUUCAGGUUUAGACACAGCUGAGUGUUAUGACAUAAGAACUGGUGAAUGGAGAACAAUAUCUAACAUGAGUACAAGGAGGAGUAGUGUUGGUGUUGGGGUUGUAAAUGGAAUGUUGUAUGCUGUAGGUGGAUAUGAUGGUGCCUCUCGGCAAUGUUUGAGUUCUGUAGAGUGCUACAAUCCUUUAACAGAUAAAUGGAUAGCUGUCAGAGACAUGUCAUGUAGAAGGAGUGGAGCUGGAGUAGGCAUAGUAGAUGGCACACUGUACGCUGUGGGUGGUCACGAUGGGCCUUUAGUAAGGAAAAGUGUUGAGAUGUAUGACCCAGAAACUAAUGACUGGAAACAGUCUGGUGAAAUGCAUCUUUGUAGACGGAAUGCUGGUGUAGUGUCAAAUGGUGGUUACUUAUAUGUUGUUGGUGGUGAUGAUGGAUCUUCAAAUCUAGCUUCCAUAGAAUGUUUUGAUCCUAAGACUAAUUUAUGGACAUUACUUAGUGCUAGCAUGAUGACAGGGAGGAGUUAUGCUGGAGUAACUGUUAUAGAUAAACCAGUCUAACUCUAAUAUUAAAACCAGUCUAAUAAUUAUAGAUAAACCGUAAUAAUAUUAUAAACCUGUCUAGAAGCAGCUCUUUUUUUUUUCCAUUUUAAUAACCACAGCACUAAGGUUGAAACUAGCAAGAAUGCUUUUAGCAUUACUUAGCAUAACUUUCUUCUUUAUAUAUUUGAAACAAAUAUUAAUAGAUCAAGAUCUGAAACAAACAUUUUAACAAAUAUAUAAGAUAAAAUAAGUUACUGUAAAAGACUUUAUUGCUAUUUGUCCGUCAUUACUGGAUAUCACAACAGUUCCUGUAAAAAUUAUGAUGUCAUAAUAGAGAAUAUCUGAUGCCACAAUGGUAAGGGCUGUUCCAGAAAAUACUAUGUCCCCCCCAGGGAAGGCAAUUUUUUUAAAUAUUAUGUGGGUGGUUGUAUUUGAAAUACCAAAAUGCAAAGGGAGUGCUGUUCUAAUUAAAUU